Fusarium tjaetaba is the source of this 552-nucleotide messenger RNA. RefSeq names its product large conductance mechanosensitive channel. The record is from RefSeq and is a predicted model, not a curated record. Lineage: Eukaryota; Fungi; Ascomycota; Sordariomycetes; Hypocreales; Nectriaceae. Bases 1 to 552 code for a protein of 183 amino acids. Gene Ontology annotation, molecular function: mechanosensitive monoatomic ion channel activity. The transcript has 4 exons. Gene Ontology annotation, biological process: intracellular water homeostasis; monoatomic ion transport.
AUGCCUGGCAGAUCUCACGACGAGGAGUCUGGCUCGGGAGAGUCAGAGUCCCUGCUUGGUCGAGGCCACAAGAGAGUUAAGCGCUUCUGGGAAGGCUUCGUCGACUUUGCGUUUCAAGAUGAUAUCCUCAAGAUUGCCGUUGGUUUGAUUCUUGCGGCCGCCUUCACAGACUUAGUAAAGUCUUUCGUGAGCGAUGUAUUAAUGCCACCUAUCUCGGUUCUCCUCCCACUCAACAGAAACAUGGAGGAAAAGUUUGCCGUUCUGCAAAAAGGACCAAACUUCAAUAAGACAACCGGCUACAACACCCUUCAUCAGGCCCAAGAGGACGGUGCCGUUGUCCUAGCAUAUGGAUCUUUUGUUGGCCAAAUGAUAUCCUUUCUUGUGCUGGGCAUCGCUCUCUAUGGACUCGCGCACUUGUGGCAGCUUGCUUCAUCUGAACCCAUCAUCAAGCACACAAAGAAGUGCAAGUACUGCAGACAGCGCAUCAACGAAAAGUCUAUUCGCUGCAUCCAGUGUACCAGUUGGCUUGAUGGGCGAGAGGACCGCAACUGA